AUGGGAAGUAUAAUUUCUGAUUCUCAGGAGGCACGGCUGUUAUGUCGUCGGAACCAGUUGACCAAUACCGCCGGCGUUGCUCCGGGUUACUUACAGGCCAACCUUUUGGUACUUCCUGCGAAGUAUGCUGCCGAUUUCCAUGACUUGUGUCUACGGAACCCAGUUCCAUGUCCCCUUUUGGGAGUGACCGCUGUCGCCGGCGACCCGAAGAGCAUUCGACCAGCCCAAUGUAUACAGUCGAAAGACUUUGACAUUCGAACCGACUUUCCCAGAUACAGAGUAUAUUCAAGUGGCACACACAUUGACAGUCGCUGUGACUUACUGGAAGCGUGGACAGAUGAUCAUGUUGGCUUCUUGAUCGGGUGUUCAUUCUCCUUUGAAGACGCCCUGACAGCAGCUGGUCUGCCACCCCGUCACCAGAAAACUGGAACCAUCGUUGCUAUGUAUCGAUCCAAUAUCCCAUUGCUUCCAGCCGGAGUCUUCACUGGAGGCUACUGCAUUGUGUCUAUGCGGCCGUAUCUCCCGGAACAGAUCGAAAGUGUCAGACAGAUCACACGGUUAUAUCGGUCAACGCACGGCGAGCCAGUAGCCUGGGGAUGGGAUGGUGCAAUGCAACUCGGAAUUAGUGAUGUGGGUAAGCCGGACUUUGGUGAGGCGCAGGUAUUUGAAGAGGGAGAGGUUCCCGUGUUUUGGGCAUGUGGAGUGACACCUCAAAUGGCAGUUGAGGCAGCGAGUAACAAGAUUGACGGCCUGGUCUUUGCCCAUGAGCCUGGUCAUAUGUUGAUUACCGAUUGGACUUCAGAAGACCUGAAUAGCCUCAAGCAUGAGAGCAUAUAA
Penicillium antarcticum is the source of this 837-nucleotide messenger RNA. RefSeq names its product DUF1445 domain protein. The record is from RefSeq and is a predicted model, not a curated record. Gene Ontology annotation, biological process: glutamate metabolic process. The transcript has 2 exons. Bases 1 to 837 code for a protein of 278 amino acids. NCBI's taxonomy places the organism in Eukaryota, Fungi, Ascomycota, Eurotiomycetes, Eurotiales, Aspergillaceae. Gene Ontology annotation, molecular function: D-glutamate cyclase activity.